AUGUCAACUUUUGAGAAGGCAAAUAAUGCUGAGAGUGACGAAGAAUUAUUAGAAGAUAUUAGAGCGGAAGAUGAGAAUGAGGAAAAAAAUCAAGAGGAAGUUUCAGAAGAUGUCAUAAUUGAAUUAGAAGGGAAAAUGAAAAAUCAAAUUGUUAAAGACGAGAAAGAGGCUUAUAUUUUAUAUUGUGAAUAUGCACAUUCCAAAGGUUUUAGUGUACGGAAGGAUAAGCAAUAUUAUUUUCAAGGUAGCGAAGUGGUUAGAGAAAAACGUUUCGUAUGCUAUAGGCAUGGGGAAAAAGAUGAAAGGCUAAGAAAAUCCAGUAAGGUGUCUUGCAAUCAUAUUGACACGCGAUCAAAAUGUCCUGCAAUGAUAAUCUUUAAGCGUCGAAUUCCUAGUAGUCCUUUCACGGUGGAUAGAUUUAUUAAAGAGCAUAACCAUGAGAUGGCUUCACCGAAAAAGAGACAUUUGCUAAAAUCAGCUCGUUCUAUAACUAAAGCCAAAAAGCUAGUUAUUGAAAAUAUGGUUAAUGCUGGUAUAAAGCCAACUGCAACCUAUUCUUACCUGGCAGAAGAAGCUGGAGGGGCUGAUGUUUUAGGCUAUUCAAAGAAAGAUUGUUUUAAUUUUAUAAACCAGUUGAUGAAAUCUAAGGUGGAAGUUGGGGAUGCUCAAAGUGUUGUUAAUGAAUUUAAUAAUAGACAAGCGAGUGAAAGUCUCUUUUAUUGGGAUGUUCAACUUGAUUCUGAAGGGCGUAUGGCUAACUUUUUCUGGAGAGAUGGUCGAUCUAGAAUUAACUAUGAGAUUUUUGGUGAUGUCGUUUCUUUUGAUACCAUAUAUCGGACAAACAAGUAUCGUAUGAUUUGUGCACCAUUUAUUGGAAUAAAUCAUCACUGGCAGAAUAUAAUUUUUGGUUGUGCUUUUUUAUCUGAUGAGUCGGCAGAAUCUUUCAAAUGGUUAUUCUCUACAUUUUUAAAGUCAAUGGGAGGCAUUGCCCCGCAAACUAUUAUAACUGAUCAAGCUCAAGGAAUGGCAAUUGCUAUUAGAGAAGUGAUGUCUGGAACUAGACAUAGACUGUGUCAAUGGCACAUAUCCCAGAAUGCCCCAUCUCAUUUGGGCUCACUUAAUAAUGAUAAAGGUUUUUCUAAACUUUUCAACAAGUGUAUGUCAGAAUGUGAUUCUAUUACUGAGUUUGAAGAAACCUGGGAGAUGAUGCUUACAAUGUAUAAUAUAGAAGAACAUAAAUGGUUGAAGAAUCUUUACAAUAUUCGACACAUGUGGUCCACAACUUUUAAUAAUGAUGUCUUUAGUGCUGGAUUGAAAGCCUCAUCUCGAAGUGAAAGUACUAAUCAUGUAUUAAACGGGCUUGGUGACUUGAGCACUUAUUUGCACAUAUUUGUCACUAACUAUGAGAAAAAUGCAGUAAAUAAGUGGCGGCUGAGUGAAGAACAUGAAGACUUCAACUGUAAACAAGCUAGACCUACUCUUGCUGUAAAAGGUAGUCCAAUUUUAGCUCAGGUUUCUAUCGUCUACACUCACAAGAUUUAUAACAUGUUUGAGAAAGAGUUUCUCAAAGGAGCUGGGGCUUGUUAUAUUGAGGCACAAGUAUAUUGUGAUGGUCAAGUGUCCAAAUAUGAAGUAAGAAUGCAUAAUUCAACCAAGAAUUGGUUUGUGGAGUUGGAUUCCACAACUUUACAUGUGACAUGCACUUGCAAGAAGUUUGAAUCUGUGGGUAUUUUAUGUGCACAUUGUCUACUAGUUUUCACUUCUAAUAAGGUUAGAGAAAUCCCGGCGAAAUAUAUUUUGAAGAGAUGGACCAAAGAUGUGAGGAAAAGAAUAAAAGAUUUGCCAAGCAAGAGCUGUUCUAGCAAUGGAAAUUCGGAAUCAUCUGAGAUUGUUUACACUAAUAGUGUGAUGAAGACUUGUUACAAUCUUGUUUAUCUUAGCAAAUCUAAUACAGAGUGUCGAGAAAUUUUUCAAAGACAUCUCGAAAAUGCUUCAGAUGAAUUGGAUGACUAUCUAGGAAAAUUGGACAACACUACUGUUCAUUUUUCAGCAAAAAAUGGUAAGAAAAAUAUAGAAGACAAGGUAUUGGAUCCUCUGUAUGUAAGAGCACCAGGCGUUCGCAAAGAGCGUAUUCAAAAUCAUUGGGAGAAAUCCAAAAAGAAAAAAACUACUCAACCGACUCAUGCGAGAACUAUGAAAUCUCAAAAAGUUGAUGCACCGCCAAUAAAAGGUUUGUUUGAGAACAAUGUAUACACUCCUCGUCAAGCAACAUCGCCUAUAUCAGAAGUCAAUUUACAAGAUACUACUUUUGACUUGGAUUUGGAUGACUCAAAUGUCUCAUUUUUAACCUUGUUACAAGGUGUUGAGAAUACUACACAGCAAUCAUCUGCAAGUACAUGGAAAUCAGGACGAAACUACAAUUGA
Lycium barbarum (goji berry) is the source of this 2424-nucleotide messenger RNA. Its product is annotated as protein FAR1-RELATED SEQUENCE 9-like. The transcript has 4 exons. The coding region runs from base 1 to 2424 and encodes 807 amino acids. Gene Ontology annotation, biological process: regulation of DNA-templated transcription. The record is from RefSeq and is a predicted model, not a curated record. Gene Ontology annotation, molecular function: zinc ion binding. NCBI's taxonomy places the organism in Eukaryota, Viridiplantae, Streptophyta, Magnoliopsida, Solanales, Solanaceae.